This is a messenger RNA of Branchiostoma floridae (Florida lancelet), 490 nucleotides long. RefSeq lists its product as uncharacterized. The transcript is spliced from 2 exons. Bases 86 to 490 code for a protein of 134 amino acids. Lineage: Eukaryota; Metazoa; Chordata; Leptocardii; Amphioxiformes; Branchiostomatidae. The record is from RefSeq and is a predicted model, not a curated record.
CUUGUAACCAUACCUGCGUCGCUUUAUACAGUAGGAAAUCGUGACUUAUUAAUGUCGGAAACUGACAAAACGUGGACGGGGAUGAAUGAUGGUAACUACACUGUUACAUCUGAUGGUCGCAUGGAGCCUGUUUCUUAAUAUAGUUGGAGGCGCUAACAUCACAGUACAGAUGGGACGAUCCGCAACCCUGCCGUGUACAGGAAUAACCAACGUCUUUAGAGAGUGGCAGCGGCUUGAUACGGGUGAUACUUGGGUACAGUUGAUCACCCUGUACACAGGAGGCAGCACGCCUGAUCUUCAGGAGAAAGCGGGUCUGGAUACCUUCAACCUGAGAGGCAGAUUCACGGCUACAGCUGAUGAUGACUUCACAGCAACCAUCACAAACACACGGGCUAUUGAUGACGGGAGGUACCUGUGUGAUGGGUCAUCAUCUGGGGGACAAAUUGUUCAUACGCUGCUAACAUACUGUAAGUACUUAUUGUAUAAAUAA